AUGAGUUUUUAUUUUCUGUCCGCUGUAUUUAUUUAUUUUUCCUUGUAUUCUACUACUAACUUUGUUGCGAGUGAUGAUGUACGAUACCCUGCUAUCUUCUUGCCGGGUAAUGCUGGUUCUCAAAUAUGGGCAAAAUUAAAUCGUUCCAGUGUACCACAUCUAUGGUGUUAUCGUCAUUCAGAUUGGUUCGAAUUAUGGUUGGACGUACGCUUGUUAUUACCGGAAGUAAUUGAUUGUUUUGUUGAUAAUAUGCGUUUAGUUUAUAAUACUACUACCCGUAAAACAUCAAAUAUUGAUGGUGUCGACAUUCAAAUACCUGGUUUUGGUCAAACAUCAACAAUUGAAUAUUUUGAUUCAAGUGGCUUAUCUUAUUCAUCUUACUUUGCUCCAAUCGUUCGAUCAUUAGUAGCGCUUGGCUAUACACGUGGAUUGAAUCUUCGAGGUGCACCAUACGAUUUUAGGCGUGCACCAGACGAACAAGAAGAUUAUUUUCUUAAUUUAACAAAUUUAGUUCUUGAUACUUACAACAACAAUAAUCAAACAAAAGUUGUCUUGAUUACGCACAGUAUGGGUGGUCCAUUUGCUUUGUAUUGGCUUCAUCAAAUAACACCAGAAUUUAAAGAAAAAUAUAUUCGUUCAAUAAUCACAAUUGCAUCACCAUGGGGUGGAGCUGUUAAAGCAUUACGUUUGAUGGCUAGUGGCGAUAAUAUCGAUGUUUAUGUUGUUUCACCUAUACAAGUGAGACCUUAUCAACGUUCGGCACCCAGUACGGCGUUUGUCAUGCCAAGUCCAAAUAUUUGGAGUAAAGAAGACGUGUUAGUGAUAACCCCGUCUAAAAAUUAUACUGUUCAAAACUAUGAUGAAUUCUUUAAUGAUAUCAAUUAUACAACUGGCUAUCAAUAUUGGCUAAAUGUCAAAGAUCUUGUAGAUGAAUUAAAACCACCCGAUAUCGAAGUACAUGCACUCUAUGGUAGUCAACUGCCAACACCAGGUGUAUUCAUGUAUAAUCAACAAACAUUCCCUGAUUUACAACCUGUUGUGUUACCCGACAAUGGUGAUGGUACUGUUAAUAUGCGAAGUUUAUUAGUACAUGAAAAAUGGAUUGGUAAACAAACUCAAGAUAUUAAAAGUUUAGAAUUACCUGGUGUGGAACAUUUGGCUAUAUUGAAGCAUCCAACAACAAUCAAUUAUGUUAUACAAGUUUUGUCUGAAAAUAUGGCGAUUAUUACAGAAAAUCAAUAUGAUAAAUUAUGUAAUGAAAAUCCAUGUGAUUCAACAAAUAAUGAGAUAGAGUGCAAUGAUCUAGCAAAAUUACCAAAUCUUACGGAAGAUAUUCUAUUGGAACAUUUACAACGUCGUUAUAAAUUAGAUUUGAUUUACACUUACCUUGGUGAUAUACUUGUAUCAAUCAAUCCAUUCAAAGAAACAAACUUAUAUUCAAAGACGAUAAGAGAAUCAUAUCGAAAAUCACUGAAAAGCAAUACGUUGCCACAUGUUUAUGCAUUAGUUGAUCUUGUUUACCAGAACGUUUUUCAUAGUUUAUAUAAACAACAAUGUUGUGUUAUAAGUGGAGAAAGUGGAAGUGGCAAGACAGAAAGUACAAAGUUUUUUUUAAAACAGUUAAUGUAUUUAUGCGGUGGCAGUACCCAAUUAGAACAACAGAUUUUACAAGCCAAUCCUCUUUUGGAAGCAUUUGGAAAUGCUCAAACAAUAAUGAACGAUAAUUCAAGUCGUUUCGGAAAAUAUAUUGAUUUAAAAUUCAUUAACGGAAGAGUUAUUGGUGCUCAGAUAAAUGACUAUCUACUUGAAAAAUCACGAGUUGUUAUUCAAAGUACCGGAGAAAGAAAUUUUCACAUAUUCUAUUAUUUAUUUGAUUAUUUACCAACAACUAUGAAAGAAAUGUUACACUUAACAAAUCAAACAAAUUAUAAAUAUAUAUCCAAAGGCGCUACGCCGAAAUUGACAUUACCCGCUUCAUACGACUCUAUCCAACAUAGUAAUAAACUUGACGAAGUAAUCAAUGCAAUGGGUUUACUAGGUUUUACCGACAAAGAACAAAAUUCAAUGUUUUGUAUUUUGUCUGGAAUAUUGACAUUAGGAAAUAUUGAAUUUUCUGCUGAUGAUGAAGGAUUCUCUGUACAAACAUUAAAUGAAGAAAAUACAAAACGAGACUUGGCUAUUACAGCGAAAAUGUUUGGUGUUUCUUCGAAUCUUUUAAUGGAGUGUUUAACAACAGUUACAACAUUGACUCGAAAUGAACGAGUGACAAGAAAAUACAGUUUACAGUCAAGCCAAGAUGCUCGAGAUGCAUUAUCCAAACAUCUUUAUGCACGCUUAUUCUCAUUUCUUAUAUCAAAAAUAAAUGGAACAUUAGAUACAUCAUGUUUAUCGAAUAAACCAUAUUAUUCAUGUUUACUUGAAAUCGGUUUACUGGACAUCUAUGGUUUUGAACAUUUUGAAAACAACAGCUUUGAGCAAUUGUGUAUCAAUUUGGCUAACGAACAGAUUCAAUACUUUUUUAAUCAACAUAUAUUUCGAAUGGAGAUGACCGAGUACGAAACUGAAUGCAUCACUGGCGAAUCACUUACAUUUACUGAUAAUCAACCGCUAUUGGAGUUAUUUAUGGCAAAACCGAUUGGGAUUCUUUCGUUACUAGACGAUGAAAGUAAAAUGCCAAAGGCAAGUGAUGCAACAUUAGUUGAAAAAUUCAAUUAUCAUUUUGCCAGCAAACGUGAAUGUUAUGGAAAAAAUCGUAAUAACAAAUUAUCAUUUACAAUUUAUCAUUAUGCUGGCAAAGUGGUUUAUAAUACAUAUGGAUUUCUUGAAAAAAAUAAAGAUACUCUACCCGAUAGUGUCGUCGAUUUACUAGGAAACAGUCGAGAUGAUUUAAUUUAUGAAUUAUUCAACGGUACGGUACGAUCAAAAUCGGUUGAACCAUACCACACACAAAAGGCGAUAUAUCGAACAGCAGCUGAGAAAGAUGCUAAAAAUCGUAUGACGGUUGGAGCACAAUACAGGAAUUCACUUCAAAUUCUUAUGGAACGCAUGUCUUCAUCUCAUCCUGUAUUCAUGAGAUGUAUUAAGCCAAAUCAACAGAAACAACCAAAUUUAUUUGAUGAAACGUUUGUUCGUGGUCAGCUUCGUUAUUGCGGUAUGCUCGAAACAACAAGAAUAAGAAAAGAAGGAUAUUCAGUACGCAUUCCGUUUGCAGAAUUUAUUCAAAGAUAUGGUCUAUUAGCACGAGAUAAAGUGUUGAAUUAUACAGGAAGUAGUUGUGCAUCUAUUUUGGAAUCGGCAAAAUUAAGUUGUUGGCAAAUUGGAAAAACAAAAGUUUUUUUGAAAUAUUACCAUCCAGAAAUAUUAGAUUCAAUGAUGAAUAAAUAUCGUGAAGCUGCACUAAAGAUCCAACGACGUUUUCGAGGUUAUGUAGCUCGUCGACGUUACUCGCAGUUACGUUUAAAUUUCAGAAAAUCUGUUGAUCAAGUAUAUAAUUUUUGUGCAACAAUUGAACAAAUGAAUGUACAAGUACUCAAUACUCUUCUUAGACUAAAUGAUAAACUCCCAGGCAAGCCUGCUGUUCCAUUUCCACCGGCGAGACAAAGUUCAUUAGCAACUAUUUCCAUGCUACCAGCAUCAACAGUUACGUUACCGACUAAAAAUAUACACACUCAAAACAGUGCACAUACGAAUAAAAUCAGUAAUCACCCAAUAUUAACUGAAAAAGUUCCAUCAUCUACUGCCGCAUCAACUGUGUCGUCAUCAUCAAUUCAAAGUACAGCGGAUUAUGAUUCUCUAUUAACGAAUUUGACAUUGAAAUAUGGAUCGCCUACUGAUCGAGAAUCUUGUCUAAGAUGGUUUCGUGAUACUCAAUAUCCGUUUGUCAUUCGAUCAGACAGAUCAUUUCCAUCUUGGUUUCACGGAAGCAUAACUAGACAUCAAGCUGAGUAUUUACUCAUCAAUCAAUUUGUUGGAUGUUUUUUAAUUCGAAUAUCCGAGAGUCGUUUCGGUUUUUCAUUAUCAUUCAAAGCUGCCGAUCGAUGUCGUCAUUAUAUGAUUAAUCAAUUAAAAAAUGCCAAAUACAAUGUUAUUGGUGAGCCAAAAGUUCACAGAACUAUUGAUCAAUUAAUUGAAUACUAUAAAACACAUGAAUUAUCAAAUUGGUCAGGACAUCUAACUACACCAUGUCCAGCCGAUUGGUCUCAAUAUGAUCUUCAAUCACUUUCUCCUCAACGUACAAACAUCUAUCAAACAUUCAACUCUCGACCCUAUAAUACUUUAUCACUGCCCGUCUCCUGUUAUUCAAAUUCAGAAUCCGCAACUGAUAUAAUAUUAACCGCUCGUCGAUUAAUGUCGAGUGGUUCAUUAGGAUCGGCAACAGGCAAAUUACCAAUUGCUAUCGUUUUACCAAACAAACAUUAA
Messenger RNA from Didymodactylos carnosus, 4419 nucleotides. The record is from the annotation of a GenBank genome assembly. Lineage: Eukaryota; Metazoa; Rotifera; Eurotatoria; Philodinida; Philodinidae.